Molecule: messenger RNA, 755 nt
Organism: Aricia agestis (brown argus)
Lineage: Eukaryota; Metazoa; Arthropoda; Insecta; Lepidoptera; Lycaenidae
Product: glutathione S-transferase 2-like
Exons: 5
Coding region: 84-698 (204 amino acids)
Biological process (GO): glutathione metabolic process
Molecular function (GO): glutathione transferase activity
Source: RefSeq, a predicted model, not a curated record
CGCCACGAGUCGAACAAAAUAAUAUUUCCUCAGUUUAUCUUUGCAGUUUAUUUGACUCGGUGCUCCGGUAAAGACUAUUCGAAAUGCCUAAGACCACUUUGACCUACUUCCCGUUGAAGGCUCUGGGUGAGCAUCUUCGUCUGCUCCUCGCUUACGGAGGAGAGGACUUCGAGGAUGUCCGCCUAGACAGGGAGCAGUUCAUGCUCAUCAAGUCGACGACCCCCUUCGGUCAGCUGCCUGUCCUCGAGAUGAACGGGCGCAAGCUGGCGCAGAGCACUGCCCUCGCGCGCUACCUCGGCCGCAAGUACGGCAUCGCCGGGGCCAACGCUGACGAGGACUUGGAGAUCGACCAGCACGUGGACUUCGUGCACGACAUCCGCUCCAAGGCCGGCACCGUCCAAUACGAGGACCACGAAGAAGUGAGAGAGAAGAAGCACGCUGAACUGUCCAAGAACUUUUACCCAGUAGCCCUGGAGAAGCUGGACGCUAUCAUCAAGAAGAAUAACGGACAUCUUGCUCUUGGCAAGCUCACAUGGGGCGACUUCCUAUUCGCUGGCGUAAUCGACUAUGUUAAGCACAUGAUGCGUAUGGACGACCUCUACACCAAGUACCCAAGCUUCAAGCAGCUGAGAGACACCGUGUAUGGUCUGCCCAAGGUCAAGGAGUUCAGCCAGAAGUGCCCCCCGUGUGACUUCUAGACGCAGCAGUGUCAUCUAGCAAUGGUCAAAAUGGCGAGGCGAGUCACAACAAAUUAU